AUGGUCGUGUGUCCGAUAUGUGAGCGUCCGGUCAAGACCUCCGAGAUCAACAGCCACAUCGACUCGGGAUGCGAGACCUUCCUCCUCGAGAACGGCGAAGCUGCCACGGCGGCAACGCCCGCGAAUGGAACGGCGAAUGGGCGGAUCCCUUCUCCUACACAGACACAAAAUGGAACGCAAUCAUCACAGAAAAGAAGCGCUGCUUCCACCUUCUUUCAGACUCCCGCAGCGAAGAGACAGGCCACCAACUCAAAGCCUUUGACACCAGUGGUGAACGGCGCUGCCAAUGGGACAACGGCAAAGGUCAAUGGUAUCAAGAGGUCGUUCGACGAAGGACCUGGUGAAAGCUCUCCGCUGCAGGCUCCCGAGUCGAAGACGGACACGCCUAUGGCUGAGGCUGGACCAAUAGUGAAAAGGACCAAGACGAACCGAGCUGCACCUCUCGCCGAGCGAAUGCGACCGAGCAAGUUCGACGACGUGUUUGGGCAAGAUCUCGUGGGACCGAACGGUGUUCUGCGUGCCUUGAUAGAGUCGGACAGAGUUCCGUCGAUGAUAUUAUGGGGAGGCUCAGGCACGGGAAAGACAACGAUCGCAAGAUGUAUAGCACACAUGGUAGGCAGCCGCUUCAUCGAGCUGAACGCAACCUCGACUGGCGUGGCGGAGUGCAAGAAGCUGUUCCAGGCGGCGGCGAACGAGCAACAGUUGACGGGGAAGAAGACAAUAAUUUUCUGCGACGAGAUUCAUCGUUUCAGCAAGUCGCAACAGGAUGUCUUUCUGGGACCGGUCGAGUCUGGCACAAUUACUCUCAUCGGCGCCACAACAGAGAAUCCGUCAUUCAAGGUCCAGGCGGCAUUGCUAUCGCGAUGUCGGACGUUUACGUUACAGAAACUGUCGACGGAGAACAUCCAGCACAUUCUGUUCCGUGCUCUGAAGGAAGAAUACGAGGCGAAUCCUUCAGAGCCCCUUUCCCCCUUAAUUGACGAAGAACUCCUCACCUACCUAUCCGCAUUCGCAGAUGGCGAUGCCAGGACAGCUCUGAAUCUGCUGGAACUCGCCCUAUCACUGAGCAAGAAAGUCUCGGCGGAUCCCGCGAAGCCCUUAACAAAAGAAGACAUAAAAGCCGCGCUGACCAAGACACUUGUCUACGACCGUGCUGGCGAUCAACACUACGAUACCAUUUCCGCCUUCCACAAGUCUGUACGCGGCUCCGACCCGGAUGCUGCACUAUACUAUCUCGCGCGCAUGCUACAGUCUGGUGAAGACCCGCUCUUCAUCGCUCGGCGCAUGGUCGUCAUCGCAUCUGAAGACGUGGGCCUAGCGGACAACACACUCCUACCUCUAGCUACGGCUACCUACACAGCAACGUCGCAGAUCGGCAUGCCGGAAGCCAGGAUACCGCUGGCGCACUGCGCAGUGGCGCUGAGCAUGGCGCCGAAGAGCACACGGACGUACAGAGGACUAAACAAUGCGUAUGCGGCGCUGCGGGAGCCGGGCGUGGCAGGCUUGCCGAUCCCCAUACACCUGAGGAACGCGCCGACGAGGCUGAUGAGAGAGAUGGGCUACGGGGCGGAAUAUAAGUAUAACCCGAACUAUAAGGAUGGGCGGGUGAAGCAAGACUAUCUGCCUGAUGAGCUGCUCGGACGCAGGUUCUUGGAGGACAGAGACUUGGGUACGGAGAUCGAUCCGGACUUGGAAAUGGAAGGAUAG
This is a messenger RNA of Phaeoacremonium minimum UCRPA7, 1707 nucleotides long. Its product is annotated as putative aaa family atpase protein. NCBI's taxonomy places the organism in Eukaryota, Fungi, Ascomycota, Sordariomycetes, Togniniales, Togniniaceae. Gene Ontology annotation, biological process: regulation of DNA repair; DNA-templated DNA replication; DNA repair. Bases 1 to 1707 code for a protein of 568 amino acids. Gene Ontology annotation, cellular component: nucleus. The record is from RefSeq and is a predicted model, not a curated record. The transcript has a single exon. Gene Ontology annotation, molecular function: DNA binding; ATP hydrolysis activity; enzyme activator activity.